AUGGUGCGUCUGAGCAGACACGAGCAGGAACGCUGCCGGCAGCGCAGACAGCAAUGGCUGGAGAAGUUUCUACCUCGAGUGCACGCAGCCACACGCCCCAACUCUUCGUACUUGGAGAAUCCCGAGGUGUUGGAGCUGCUUCAGCACCUUUCAGACGCCGUGAAUGAACUGCUGAUGGCGAGACCUUUAUCGCCGCUACCGUGGUUAGCUGACUACCUGCGUCGAGCCUGCAAAUUGGCUUAUGUUCUCCAGCCGACCGUGUCCGAGGCCUUGAUGCUCGAGAUGCAUAGGAAGAGACGAGUGAUUCAAAGCGCUCUUCGUGAUACCAAACAAGACGAACUGGAGAGCAAGCGCUUGAUCCGCAAGAUCAUCGCGCUCGAGCAAGAACUAAAGCUCGUGGGUCGAGAACGCCGACUCAAGAAGGUCGACCACGCGUUCUUGGCCUGGGAGGAGCCCUCACUGCAGUCCAACUGGAGCAUCAACACCAGCAAAACUGAAUCGCCCGAGUCAUCCCCCGUUGAGAGACGUAAGUCUUCCGUUGCCUUACUCGCAGCAUCACCCGUGCUCUUCAAGACCAACUUCGAGCUGACGCGCAAGCUGGACGAGAUCAAAGAGGCCCAAAGCAAGAUGCACACGCGACUUCAAGCCAUGCAGCGAAUGUUCACAGACCUCGAACUGGAGUUGACCACGCGCAACCGCUUCAUCGUCAAGCUCUCCGAGUCGCACGUGACUACGAGGACGCAGGCGAUCAUGGAUGGCACGCCCGUGUUUCUCAACUCGCAGAAGCACUGGGUCUUUCCUGGGUUCCUCCUAAACCCUCGAACACUCUCGGUCGCUGAGCUGCAAGGCUUACGACGUGCCGAGUGCUUCCUCAUGGAGAAGGACGAGAUGCGAUGGAAAUUCCUGCUACGCGCUCAGCUCGAAUACGACUCGGCCACUUUGAUUGCGAGUAUGUGGCGAGGUCGACGAGCGUAUCACGCCUUCCAGGACCUAUUGAGUCGACGAAGACGCGCCGCUACGUUGAUUCAGCGCAACUACUUCCACUACCUCUUCACGCGCGCCAUCAGUCUGCCGCGUUGGUGUCGGCCGGGUCGCGAGGUGAUCGUAGCGCCCAGUAUCGCCCAGAAGUGCGCGAUAUCGUUCCAGUUCUACCCGAAGAGAGACUUCCCCGCCGGCAACUAUCGUCGUGAACCGAAAGGAACGAGCAUCGCUGAGCUCAUGGAGAUCGCUCGACAGGAUGAAAUUUGCGCGGGGUUCACGACGGACGGUGCGUUCAAGCGAUUCCUCCCUCGAAUGCUCUCUCAGCUCAAGCCCAUGGCACCCCCUCCAAAGAAUAAGCACGACAGUGAAUCGGACGAUGAAGAAGAAGAAGAAGAAUCGCUGACUGCAGAGGACGGUCUCUAUGUGAAGGUAUUCCCUAAGAAAGGUGAUAAGCAUGUCAACUCGGCCAUUAUCGUGGAGGUGCCGGAAGAUCGUUUCGGGUUGGUUCGCGUUGUUCUCGACGGCGUCGCCAUCACGGAGCUCGUUCCCGUCACGAAGCUCACGGACCGCUGGAAACGAAUCCGAGUCAAGCGCGUAAAGCCCAAGCAGAGGAGAAAGACGCGCGCGAUUGUCUUCGCCAAGGGAGCCCCGAGUAUUUAUUCCGACGACAACGAGAACGAUUCUCCAAUUGUCGAGCCGGGGACGCCUGACACGACGUACGAACGCAUUGAAAGCGAUGAAGAAGAAGUUGAGGAGAGCAUUGAGAAGGAAUGGCGGCGCCAACGACGUUUACUUCGAAGACGACAACAGAGUCAAGAAAGAAGAGAAGAUGGAGGAGAAGAAGAUGACGCACCCGAUUAUAUUUUCGAGGACUUGGUCACUGGCCGCAUAAUGCGUCGAGGACACCCCAAGAACACGCACUCCGACCCUGGAGUUCGUGCGCAUGUGAUUGCUACUCGUAAGAAAGAGUACGAGGACGAGAAGGACCGUCAAUUCGAGGCCAAGAAGGUCGCCUGCGCUGUCAAGAUUCAAUGCGCGUGGCGCUGCAAGCGUGCGCGUGAACAUUUCCAUCAGAUGCUGGUCUUGAGGGCGAAGGAGCGAGAACGCGAACGACUUGUGGACCAAGUGAGCGCUGCCAACGCGCACAAGAAGAAGACGAAGCCUGGAAAGAAAGGAGGGGAGUCGUCGUUUUUCUCGAGGUGGAGAAAGUAG
This is a messenger RNA of Phytophthora sojae, 2193 nucleotides long. RefSeq lists its product as hypothetical. The transcript has 3 exons. Lineage: Eukaryota; Oomycota; Peronosporomycetes; Peronosporales; Peronosporaceae. Gene Ontology annotation, molecular function: protein binding. The record is from RefSeq and is a predicted model, not a curated record. Bases 1 to 2193 code for a protein of 730 amino acids.